Molecule: messenger RNA, 2563 nt
Organism: Cuscuta campestris
Lineage: Eukaryota; Viridiplantae; Streptophyta; Magnoliopsida; Solanales; Convolvulaceae
Source: the annotation of a GenBank genome assembly
AGAGAGCGGUGGCUGGGAGUUCAAUUUGCUCUGAUUUCAGGUCGAUGACAGCGGCUAGCCGCCGUGCGCGGUUGAUCUCCGUUCAACUGAUCGGGAUAGCUUGAUUUUGCUGUUCAGGAUCUUCGAGUUGUCUCUAUUUGUGCAUUUAGAAUACCCCAUUAAUGGAGGAUGGGGGUGCAUCGAGAGUUUCGUCCUUGAGGACGGGUACAGGCGCACUGAAAUCCACAUUGUCUGGUAGAUCAACUCCUCGGGGUUCCCCUUCCUUUAAGCGGUUGAGCUCUGGGCGUACCCCACGCAGAGAUGGUGGUAGGAGUAGUGGCCUUAUUCAUUCCCAGUGCUUCAGAAGCAACAGAAUUAUUCUUUGGCUGCUCUUAAUUACCCUUUGGGCUUAUGGUGGAUUUUAUUUCCAAUCAAGGUGGGCUCACGGGGAUAACAAGGAUGGUAUAUUUGGAAGUUACCAUGGUAACUCGUCCAUUCUUGAAUCCCCUACAGAGCUAAAGAAUGCAGAUUCUGCUUUGUUAGGUAUGCUUGAUACUGACAACAGCCAGUCCAAUUCAAAAGAUGUCGGUGUGACUUUAUCAACCAAGGGCAAUAGUGGUAAUUCAUCAUCUGAUAGAAAUGCAAUUUCUAAGAAGGAAAAGAAAUCAAAGCGGUCUCCACGCAAGAAAAAUCAUGGAAAGCAGAAAGUUGAUAAUCAUGAUGAUGUGCAUGAAGAGGAAAUACCAAAACAAAAUACAACAUAUGGACUGCUUGUGGGUCCCUUUGGUUCGAUAGAGGACAGUAUAUUCGAGUGGAGCCCUGAAAAGAGGUCAGGUACCUGUGACAGGAAGGGUCAGUUUGCACGCCUCGUCUGGUCCAGAAAGUUUGUUUUGAUAUUUCAUGAGCUUUCUAUGACUGGAGCUCCCCUUGCCAUGUUGGAACUCGCAACAGAGCUCUUAAGCUGUGGAGCCACAGUUUAUGUCGUGCCUCUUAGCAAAAGAGGGGGUUUGAUGCCUUUGUUAACUAGGAAAAAGAUCAAAGUUCUUGAUGAUAAGAGUGACAUCAGCUUCAAGAUAGCAAUGAAGGCGGAUCUUAUAAUUGCAGGAUCUGCUGUCUGUGCUUCAUGGAUUGAAAGAUAUGCAGCACGUACAGUGCUUGGUGCUAGUCAAAUCGCUUGGUGGAUCAUGGAAAACAGAAGGGAAUAUUUUGACCGGUCAAAACUAGCAUUCAACAGGGUGAAGAAGCUUAUCUUUCUUUCUGAAUUACAGUCAAAACAGUGGCUAGCCUGGUGCGAGGAAGAACACAUUAAAUUGAAAUCUAAGCCAUCACUUAUCCCACUUUCUGUCAGUGAUGAACUUGCUUUCCCAGCAGGCAUUGCUUGCUCUCUGAAUACUCCCCUCUUUACCACUGAGAAAAUGAUAGAAAAGCGAAAGCUAUUGAGAAAUUCUGUGAGAAAUGAAAUGGGAUUAUCGGAUGAUGAUAUGGUUGUUAUGUCCUUGAGUAGUAUAAAUCCCGGAAAGGGUCAAUUAUUACUUAUUGAAUCAGCACAGUUGAUCUUGGAACAAGGACUUUCUCGAAAUACUCUUGAAAUAAAAAACCAAGACUAUUUAAAUGGAACAUCUCUUCAUAACAGGAAACCGAAACUUAAGAUCCUUAUCGGGUCUGUGGGGUCUAAGAGCAAUAAGGUUGCCUAUGUCAACACACUUCUCGAGUUUCUUUCUCAACACACAAACUUGUCAAACUCAGUGCUCUGGACUCCAGCAACUACUCGGGUUGCCUCACUGUACUCUGCAGCAGAUGUUUAUGUUAUGAAUUCCCAGGGACUCGGUGAAACUUUUGGGAGAGUAACUAUAGAAGCUAUGGCAUUCGGUCUUCCAGUCCUAGGAACAGAUGCUGGAGGGACAAAGGAGAUCGUUGAGCACAACAUAACAGGUCUUCUCCAUCCCUUGGGACGUCCCGGAGCUUCUGUUCUUGCCCAAGAUCUUCAAUAUUUGCUGGCGAACCCAUCAGUUCGGCAACAGUUAGGGAGCAAAGGGAGAAAGAAGGUAGAAGGUAUGUACUUAAAGAAGCACAUGUACAAGAGAUUUGGAGAGGUUUUAUAUGAUUGCAUGAGGAUAAAAUAGGUUGUGUAGAGUGGACAUUGUCCAAAAUGCCCUCCUUGAAAAGGCAUCUCAAAGUAUAGUUGUUCACAACGGCCCCCCUUACUUUCUCAUUCAAUGUUGACAUUGCACCCCAUGUCCCCAUUAUACGAUAAGAAGAGUGUGUCGUUCGGUGCUAGUCCUCGACCAAACAGUAAAGUUCGAUAUAACAAAAAUAAUAUGAGACUUUGGGGGGGGGGGGGGUGGCUUCCAAGUAAGGGUAAAGUCGGCAUACAGACCUACACACACGAUGAGCUAUCAUAUUGGUUAGGAGUGGAAUGCUAUGGGCAACGUCGGUUGUAUAAGCAACACAUGAAGGAUUUAUAACCGAAACGACCCAAGACCCAUAUGAGGACGUUGACCCUUAAGGAAGGUUGAAUGUUACGGAUAGGUACCAUUUGCAAGGUAUAGGACUUUUGUAUGAGCAAUAAAUGAGGGAUUUGUAA